UCCAUUAGCUGGACUGUGAUGUCAAAUGUGCAAUUUCCCCGAGAGUGAACAACAGGAUACUAACUUCUUGUAAUCCGAGCGCCCAAUCUUCUCCGUCUCUUGCCGCAAUUACUCUAUGGGCCGUAUUUUUCCUUGCUCUCUCUUUGCAACAGUGCUAAAUCGAGUCCAGAUAAUCAGCUGUUAAGGAUAUAUUGUUCUUGACCACGCCAUGUUAUCCAAUAACUAUCAGAGUCCAGGACUAGGAUCUAUUUCUAGUCUCUACUACUUCAACAGGCGACGAGCUUUGAUUUCAUCAAAAUAUCCUCCCACAAUACAUGGCGGAACGAGGUACGAGUGUUCUGGUAAAAGUGGGAACUUACCUCAUGGGUCAAACAACCACACCAAUACCACAGGACAUUUAGGGUAGCUGAGAUAACAUCAUCGCAAUUCUGCCAAAAAAAUACGAUCUUGGAAGAGAAUGGUCCCAAGGCCAGACUAGAUA
Molecule: messenger RNA, 481 nt
Organism: Ilyonectria robusta
Lineage: Eukaryota; Fungi; Ascomycota; Sordariomycetes; Hypocreales; Nectriaceae
Exons: 1
Source: RefSeq, a predicted model, not a curated record